AUGUUUUUUGGUCCUGUAAAUCAGUCACUUACAAAAAAGUUAAACUUGAUCCACGAGAAUAUUUGUUACGACUUUUAUAAUUACAAGAAUACUUUGACCAAAGCAUUGAUAUUUUUAAUGAAAUGGCGAUUCUUUGAGAUAUUUCAUUGCUCAUUCAAUGAAACCACUUAUGGUAGCAAGAAUCCAGGUGGAAAAUUUCUCAGCUAUGACAUUAUUGUUUUUGAUUUUGGAUUACUGCACAAGCUUAUCCAUGUUGAGGAAUGCAUCGCAAACUAUUUGGACGGCGGUUAUAUGCGGUGUUUGUGGUGCAUCGGGCAGGUAUUUGUGUUGUUAGCGGCUCUUCUCGUCAUAGUAGUAAUCCGAAAUACUCAUCCAAUUCACAUCUGGCCAGUGCUUAUUGUACAAAACGCGUAUUGUUUUGGCUUGGUUAUAUUGACCAUCGCAACGGCAGAUAAACUACUAACAAACAUUUUGCACCCCGUCAAUGGUCACCUGCUAUUAUUAAUUGGGGCUUUUUUCUUAGGUACAUGUAUGAAUCAUUUGUUUGAUUACAUUUUAUGGCACUAUUAUUGGUAUCGAGAAGCUGAGUAUGUAAAAUGCACUGGACACCAAGUCAUUUCUUUCUAG
This is a messenger RNA of Thelazia callipaeda (thelaziosis nematode), 627 nucleotides long. NCBI's taxonomy places the organism in Eukaryota, Metazoa, Nematoda, Chromadorea, Rhabditida, Thelaziidae. The record is from the annotation of a GenBank genome assembly.